Molecule: messenger RNA, 435 nt
Organism: Melampsora larici-populina 98AG31
Lineage: Eukaryota; Fungi; Basidiomycota; Pucciniomycetes; Pucciniales; Melampsoraceae
Exons: 3
Coding region: 1-435 (144 amino acids)
Biological process (GO): protein phosphorylation
Molecular function (GO): protein serine/threonine kinase activity; ATP binding
Source: RefSeq, a predicted model, not a curated record
AUGAAACUGGCCAGAAGGCGCUUGAAAGGAAGCUCCCUUUUAAACUACCUGGAGGAGUUCCAGAUGAAUGUCCAGGAAGCCAAGCUUCUCAUGGACUUCCAAAACUUUGUAGCUGGACAACCUGGGGUUCCUCCGCCUCUGGCUGAGAUUAUUGCAAAGCUCGAGGUGGUUCGAACUUUCAUAGUUUCCAAAAAUUUGAUUGCAUCACCCUUGCCUAAAGACUUGUGGGCCAUCAAAACAGCCCAGAACAAGAAUCCCAAGAAAUAUGUCAGCCAAAUAGCCAAACUCACCCACGCAGAUGAUGAUCUACUCUAUCAGGCCCUUCAAGCUUGGUCGCACUGGACAUUUAAUCUGUACAAAGGCGAAGCUUUGUUGAGUGAAAUAUCUGCCGACAGACACCUGCUCUCAGGAUUCCAGACGGUGGACCGCAAGUGA